AUGGCUUCCAAAGCCAUGAUUCCCGUCCUCGUCGCCAUGAUGCUACUGACGGGCAUGUGCAACACCCUCUUUACCAAGUACCAGGACAUGCAAUGUGUCGCUAACUGUGACGAUCCCAACCCUGCCAAACGCAAGAACUUCGAGCAGCCUGUCAUUCAGACACUCCAGAUGUUCGUCGGAGAAUCUGGAUGUUGGCUUGUUGUCUUCGUCUCAUACCUCUUCUCUCGCUACAUUACCAAAUCCUCCAACACAACCGCAUACCAGCCCAUCGACACCGAAGACAAAGAUCUUGAAGCUCCCGCUGAUGCCACAAAUGUGCCUGCCAAACCCUUUGCUGAUUCAGAGCAUGCUGGCCAAAGACUGCCGCUCAAAGGAUGGAAACUUCUGUUGCUUGCACUCCCUGCAUGCUGUGACAUCGCCGGAACCACCUUGAUGAACGUAGGCUUGCUGUUCGUGGCAGCCAGCAUAUACCAAAUGACCAGAGGUGCCCUCGUGCUCUUCGUCGGACUUUUCAGCGUCAUCUUCCUCAAGAGACACCUGAAUGCCUUCAAGUGGGCCAGUUUGUUUAUCGUCGUCGCAGGAGUGGCAGUAGUUGGCUUGGCCGGCGCUCUGGAGAACAAGAAGGCCACGGUUCCUGGCACUACACCCGGAUCUGAUCCUCCGAGUAUGGGCGAACUUCGACACCAGAUGGCUUACAGCACCAUUCAUUUGAUGCGCGAUGUUGCGAAAAGCGUCGUGGCUACCGCUCAGGAACACUCUGCAGCCCAGACUAUCAUCGGAAUACUUCUCAUCGCUGGAGCGCAGAUCUUCACAGCAUCACAGUUUGUGCUGGAAGAAAGCAUCAUGGCCAAGUAUGAGCUAGAUCCCCUCGCAACUGUCGGAUGGGAAGGAGUCUUUGGCUUCUCGGUCACGGCUAUCGGUAUGGUGAUUCUACACUUUGCGGUUGGACGUACCGAAGCCGGCAGAGGAGGUUACUUCGAUGCAAAGGAGGGGUUAAGCCAAGUGCUUCAACAUCGGGCGAUUGCUGUGAGCAGUUUAUUGACCAUGGUGUCGAUUGGUGGAUUCAACUUCUUCGGGCUUUCUGUCACUCGCACAGUGUCGGCGACAGCUCGUAGUACCAUCGAUACUUGCCGAACGUUAUUCAUCUGGGUGGUCAGUCUGGGGCUCGGGUGGGAGACAUUCAAGUGGCUUCAGGUGGUAGGCUUUGGACUGCUGGUGUACGGCACCAUGCUGUUCAACGAGAUCAUCCAGCCACCCACAGUAGGAUUCUUGCGCAAGAGAAUUACACUCGAGACGGAGGAUGAAAGAAGAGGAAGGAACGACUAG
Messenger RNA from Aureobasidium musti, 1326 nucleotides. The record is from the annotation of a GenBank genome assembly. Lineage: Eukaryota; Fungi; Ascomycota; Dothideomycetes; Dothideales; Saccotheciaceae.